CUCACUUCACCGCCAGAUGGCACUGUUUAUAAACGGGUUUGCCGAAGACACCUUAAAAAUGCAGUGUCCAGUCUGUCUUGCUUUCUGUUGAAUGAGAAACUACAGUAUAAGACUGAAACGGGCCACAACGUUUUAAAAACAAACUAAAAUUAACAAAGCGGCGUGUUGAUUAUUGUGCAUGCCCUUGGCUACAUCACGUGUUGAAACCUGGAACUGGUAGUAGGCUACACACAACCCGCUUUCUUUCUUUCGGAUGGCGUAGUAUGAGCUGCAUUGUCCAGCCCAGGUUUAACGCCCCCAAACGGAAGACGCCAAACUUUGUGUUUCUAUACCGUAGUACGUAGAGAACACGCAAGUCGUUUGAAAGCGACAUUCAUAAAACACACUUUCUUCACUAAGUUCUGUAUAGAAUGGAUACUGAAAACAUCGAAUUGAACGGCGUCGCUGGCCCGGGUUCUGCAGACAGCGAGUCCUCUGCCUAUCGCAGCAGCAGGAGAAAUGCUCCGAUCAACAUGAAUCACUACGCCAACAAGAAGAGUGUUGCAGAGAGCAUGCUGGACAUUGCGCUGCUCAUGGCCAAUGCCUCCCAGCUGAAAGCCGUGGUGGAGCAGGGGCCCUCCUUCAGCUUCUACGUUCCGAUCGUGGUCCUCAUCAGCAUAUCCCUCGUACUGCAGGUCAUUGUCGGGGUGCUUCUAAUAUUCAUCGUAAAGUACGACCUGAAUGAUGAAAAUAGGCAACCCCGACUGAACCUUCUCAAUAAUAUUGCGACCGGCCUGGUAUUUAUUAUUGUGGUUGUGAAUAUCUUCAUCACAGCGUUUGGAGUUCAGAAACCUGACCUAAAAAACCUGAAGCAAUAGACUGGAAACCGCGAACCUGCUGGUCAUUUUCAAAGCACUCCCUGACCUCUUCAUUCAGCAACCAUGGUCUACAGAGACUACAGCACAACAGGCUCUGCGAAGAGGUUUGGGUUACGAAGGAAACGGAACACGGAACACAGCACUGCCUUUUUUUCAACCCAAAAGCCUCCUUUACAGGGUCUUUGGACUUUUAGACCCCAUUGAAAUCCACCAAGUUACAGCAACAUGCUUUGUAAAGUAAUUGUUUCACAAAACCCUGUUUUUACCAUAUCAGGGGAAGACAUAUUGUAAUACAUUUUUAAUUGCUGUAAUGUGAUUUAGUGUGAUUAUUCUAUAUCGUUAAUUUUGUAAAGUGUCUGGAAAGAGCCUCUGCUACCCCUCCCUCCUCAUCCACAUCUUUUUUUUUUUUUUUUUUUUUUAGGUCAGUAUUUUAUAGGAGUAAUUUUAUAGAUCAUUUGUAUAGUCUUCAUUCAAAUUGGAAAAAAAAAGGCAUGUAGAAAACCAAACAGUAUUUUCUUAAAACGCUAAAGGUGUUAUUAGUAGUAUAAAGUCUGACUGCAAUGCAUAGGUAGUGGGGUCUACAGCAUUAUCCAAACAAAGCACUUACUGGCACUGUGCUGAGGUGAUCCAGUAUCCUAAUCUAAACUGGGUGUUUAGUGGGGGAAUGGAUUUUUUAUUAGGAACUUUAUAGGAUUCAUCAGCAUCAAUUUCAGCUUCAUCAAAUAGACCUUCAUCAAUGGCUGUUUUAUCAUUUCGUUCCAUCAGGAGCCCAGAUCAUGGUGACAACAUUUCAGUUUCUGUUGUGAGUUUACAGAGGUAGUCCUGGGGGGGUUGUUUUGGAACAAGGGCUCCCUCUAGGGUCUCGACCGUUAAACUGCUGCUUCAUAUAAUCAGUUUUUUACAAAAUAAUGCACAUGCCUUAAUAAAGCUUUUUAUACUAAUUGUUUUGUAUUUCCUACACCUUUUUUUUUUAAGCAAUCCCUUGCUUUCCCUUGCUAAUACUGUAGAUCUGUACACAAAGUGAAUAGCAAUAUCACUGUAAUUGUUAAUUUUGUACAAUUUAGAUU
Molecule: messenger RNA, 1924 nt
Organism: Polyodon spathula (Mississippi paddlefish)
Lineage: Eukaryota; Metazoa; Chordata; Actinopteri; Acipenseriformes; Polyodontidae
Product: ninjurin-1-like
Exons: 4
Coding region: 411-857 (148 amino acids)
Biological process (GO): cell adhesion; tissue regeneration
Cellular component (GO): membrane
Source: RefSeq, a predicted model, not a curated record